AUGUCGGACCAUGAAUCUGAUAAUGAGGAACUACCAGGACUUGGCAAAAGAGAUCUUGUAGAAAGCGCUGAGCCUCCAGUAAAAAAGCGUCGAAAGAAGAAGAAGCGAGGGCGAGUCCUUACAGUGGACGAUAUGCCGCGAAAAGUUCGGGAGGAAUUCCGAACCGAUCAAAAAGCUGAAAAAUUCUUGCGCCUUCUGGGUGGCCUCAAGCCCGAAAACGUACACGCAAAUCUUACCUGGAUGCGACGAUGCAAAACUGGUAAAUUCGCGGAGAUGAUGGAGUCGGAGCUUUGGGAUCACUUCCUUUCCUGCUUUCAUCGAAAUUACAUGUUUGGCAGAAAAGGUGGUUUUGGAUUUGAGAAAAAGCUGCCAUCGAAGGACCAGCUUGCCUGGCUCGAAAUGAAGCAGUGGGAACAAGACUCCGAUGACGAAGAGUUGCUCGAACUCCCCAGCGGCUGGAUGGAGCGCGACGAGGAGCCUGAGGAGUACAUGAAGGUCACCAACGGACGAGUCGAGUUUAGCGGCAAAACGUAUAUCAAAGUGUCAGUGAUGUACGGAGGCGGUUCUCAGCUCGACCCGAGAGACACGAUUUGCGAUCCAACGCCGAUGUCCGAAAUUGAAGCCCAAAUCGCGGCAGAAGAAGCUGAAGAUACUGACGAUGAUCUUAAAAAUCCAGAUCAGCCAAAACCUAUGCCAAUGACUGCCGAAGAACAAGAAGCAGCUCGUCUGGCGAAACAGGCGAAACUCGAAGAAGAAAUCCGCGAAAAAGAAGAAGAAAUCACCACUGCCAAGCUCGCCGCGGAAACGAUGUAUCGAGGAAUGGGUGUCGAGCCUGGCGAGGAAAAUUCACGAUCCCGACGUCGUCAGGAAAUCCACUGGGACUACGAUCACAAGGCGGAACCGGAUCUGAAAGUGGGAUCUGGCGGCGUAAAUAAAUUCAUUUCGGACUCGUAUGGAUAUGGGGGUUACCGUGAAUCUGAAAUGGCACGUGAUCAGUGGAAAGAUCUAUCUUACGAUCAGACGCACGGGCAGGGAGCCAGCAAAUACAGAAAAUCAGCGUACGAUAAUUGGGAUCAAGACUUCGAGCAAAAAUACAAAUGGGAGGAUUUCGCAACCAAAUGGGCGAUCAAACGAAAGGAAAUGAAAUUCUACAACAGACAACAUCACAAAUACGAGGACAUCACAGACACCCGAAAACAGUUCCUCGAAAAAGAGGAUAAGAGAUUCAACGAAAAACGAGUCCAAGCUGAUGUUUCUUACUGGGCUCAAGCAGCUGCUCAGGCCUCGAUGGCCGUCCUCGCAGGAAGCAAAGAUGGCAAAAUCGAUCUCCAGAACGCACCGUGGAUGAAACAGCCUGCCCCUGCCCCCUCCAAUGAGGAUCCAAGAAAAAAGAUGUCGUAUUAA
Messenger RNA from Oikopleura dioica, 1404 nucleotides. Lineage: Eukaryota; Metazoa; Chordata; Appendicularia; Copelata; Oikopleuridae. The record is from the annotation of a GenBank genome assembly.